This is a messenger RNA of Eimeria acervulina, 858 nucleotides long. RefSeq lists its product as hypothetical. The record is from RefSeq and is a predicted model, not a curated record. NCBI's taxonomy places the organism in Eukaryota, Apicomplexa, Conoidasida, Eucoccidiorida, Eimeriidae. The transcript is spliced from 5 exons. Bases 1 to 858 code for a protein of 285 amino acids.
AUGGAAGAUCUUAUGAGGGGGGCCCCCGCCGCUGGCGGGGGGGCCCCCGCGGCCCCUGGGACACCUGAGGGCCCUCGCUCGCACUUGCAAGCUGCCCAGCGAAAGAAGGAGGAGAGGGAGCAGCGCCGCGAGCAGCGGCGACAGCAGGGCGAAGCGGCAGCAGCGGCGGCAGCUGCAGCAGCAGCUGCUGCUGCUGCAGCUGCUGACGGUGCUUCAGGCUCAGAGAACGAAGAAGCAGCUCCUAUGUCGCACAAACAAGCGAAGCAGGAGGCGUACAGGAAGCGGCAGGCAGAGAAGGAGAGACUGAGAGCCGAACGCGAGGCAGAGGAGGAGCGGCUGGCUGAGGAGAAACGCAAAAAGGAGCAGGAGGAAUACGAGGAAUGGAAGGCAAGGAAGACGUUUGAGAUUGAGGCGGAGGGGGAGCUGCAGAUAUCAGCCGAAGAGGAGGCGCAGCAAAUUGAGAAGUUCGUCGCCUUCAUCAAAAUUCGCAAGGCGGUGGAGUUGGAAGAAAUCGCCGCAGAGUUUGGCCUCAAAACCAAAGACUGCGUGAAGCGGAUCGAGUGUCUGCGUGAGAGCGGGCGUCUUUGCGGUGUAUUGGACGACAGAGGACGUUUCUUGUGUAUAACAAAAGAAGAAAUGCAGCAGGUUGCAGAGGCAUUAAAGAGAUUAGGGGCAUUUACUAAAGAGACAGAUCUUGUCAAUGUCUGCAACCGAAUCAUCAAACUCACCCCCUCAGAACAGCUGUGCUGCUUUGGGGCUGGCUGCAUGCGUUGGGUGUAUGUACAGGACAAAGCAAAAAUAGAGGAGGAGCAGCGCGCCUCUAUGCGUCUUGUAGAACUUGCAGCUGCUGAGGAAUAA